UGUCGGGAGGAUUUGGGUAGAAACCCAUAAUUAAGUGGUGACAAUUUCUUUCGAACCACUCCGUACAUCGGCGUGGCUUGGCAGCAGAAGGAGGAAAGAUGCUGAAAGUUCUGUGCAUCGUCGCCCUUCUGGUCGGCGUGGCCCAGAGCUCUCAUUUCCGAGGAGCUACCAUAUCAUGGAAAGCAGAACAAAAUGUGGUCGACUUUACUUAUCGGAUUGGCUGGAGAAGGUCUUCGCAGUCAAGAUGUGACCAGAACUCCAUUGACAACAGGACUUUGAUUUCCGGAAGUGGAUCAUGGACAUCAGCGGCAGGAAGUCACCAGGCGUCGUACUACUGCACGGACUACAGCGAUCAGGAGGACUGGCAACAGGGGGAGGGGGCAUUCAGUCUCACGUUUCCCGACGCUGGACCACAUGUUGUAAGGCACGCCAGCUGCUGUUGGAUCACCGUGAGACGCCCGAGCGGCACCACGCACGCCCCUGGCUGGAGUGUGCAGACUCGUGUUGAACUUGGAACCAGGUCAGACACGGGGAGGCCCAACUCUUCCCCCAUCACAGCAAGCUCACCCAUAUACAGGGUUCAGAAUAAUUGCGACACCGUGAUCCGUAUCCCGUUUGAAGACCCUGACGGCGACAAGGUGAAGUGCAGGUACGCCUCUGUGUACGGAGAGUGUGGCGGAGCAUGCGAUCCCCUGCCGUUCUCAACCCUCGAUGAGGACAACUGCACCAUUACGUACGACACGUCAAGAGGAACCCUGCAGCCGGGAUGGUACGCCAUUUCCCUCGUCCUUGAAGAUUACCCAAUCAGCGGGGCUCAGCAUCGCAUCAAGCGGCAGGCUUGGUGGACAUCUCAACAACCUUGGUGGGGAUGGACAACAGAGGCAACCACCGAAAGUACUACCGAGUACCCGUGGUGGAGGACUACACAUUGGUGGGGCUGGUGGACCACUGAAGCUAGCACAACAACUCCGGCUACAACCCCAGCGCCGACCGCCAAGAGUACUACCUGGCAUCCGUGGUGGUGGACUACUCAUUGGUGGGGCUGGUGGACCACUGAAGCUAGCAUAACAACUCCGGCUACAACUCAGGUACCGACCACCGAAAGUACUACCGAUUACCCGUGGUGGAGGACUACACAUUGGUGGGGCUGGUGGACCACUGAAGCCAGCACAACAACUCCGGCUACAACUCAAGAACCGACCACCGAAAGUACUACCGGGCACCCGUGGUGGAGGACUACUCCUUGGUGGUGGGGUUCGAGGACCACUGAAGCCAGCACAACAACUCCGGCUACAACUCAAGAACCGACCACCGAAAGUACUACCGGGCACCCGUGGUGGAGGACUACUCCUUGGUGGUGGGGUUGGAGGACCACUGAAGCCAGCACAACUCCGGCUACGACCCCAGUGCCGACCACCGAAAGUACUACCUGGCCAUGGUAUACUGUGUGGGGAACGACUCAAGUAUGGGGCGCUGGCUGGGGUACAGCUGCGCCGAUCGAAACAUGGGCCACCCAGCCUGUCUUCACAGUCUCACAGGGAACUCCGAUGAGUCGCAUACCGCUACAGUUUCUUGUUUACGUUUACGCAGCCAACACUCAGUGCCAGGAACAGCCCCGGCUGGUAGGGUCAUCACCACAGGACAAUGAGUGCAUCGCGAUAGCAGACGGACAGACGUACACGGCAUCUGUAGAAGCAGAAGCUCUUACAUCCGGUGCAAUGAUUGGUGAAAUCCUGACCGUAUCACCACCGGGACUGACCAAGUCACAGCUACAGGCUGUCCCCAACAAUCCUCAGCGGUACCACGUCAACGUCACUUGGACACCUACACAAUCUCAGAGAGGACAACACAUCUUCUGCUUCCAUGCGGAGGACACAAACGGAUUAACUUCCGAGCAACGAUGCGUUACCCUUCUUGUGGGAGAUAUCUCUCCGGAUGCGGUGCCUCAAACACAAACACCUGAUGGACUGAUUGAUGUCACAAACAGGACAGAGUGGAUGAUCGAGUUUGAUACAGAGAUCCAAAGACCUUCGUUUUCGAGGUACAUCCGGUUCUACAACAGCAGCCAUGAUCAGGUCCACGUCAUCAACACCAGGACAUCCUCAGAUGUGUCAAUCAACAACGGCACCCUGACGUUCUGGACACCGCCCUACACAUUUGGGACUGGCGGCUACUACAUCCUUAUGGACCGGGGAGCAGUGGUGGGUCUGCACGGCUGUGCAAGGGAGGGACCGGCGUUUCCGGGAAUCUACGACAGAAGUGUGUGGGCGUUCUCGGGACCAGAUAACAGUAUUCGUCUUGUAAACGGUGGCAGCGCAAACGAGGGAACUGUGGAGAUCUGGCACGGUGGUCAAUGGGGGAACAUCUGUGACGAUGCGUGGGGCCUGAACGACGCUCAAGUGGUGUGCCGUCAGCUGGGGUAUCCAGGUGCGGACGAAGCAAAACAAUCGGCUUUCUUCGGCCUAGGAACUGGACCGAUCUGGAUGGACGAUGUAGCGUGUACCGGCAGUGAGAUGAGGGUGUCAGACUGUCGUCACCGGGGCUGGGGCAGUCACAACUGUGGUCACCACGAGGACGCAGGAGUGGUCUGCACGGAAGUGACCGAGUCAACAACCCUCCAGUAUACAACACCCCCUCCCACGUGUGACAGAGCAAUGGACCUGUUCUUCGUGCUGGACGGGUCCGGGAGUGUGAGCAGUGCGGAUUUCAGUAGAAUGAAGACGUUCGCUGCUGACGUGGUCAACACAUUCAGCAUCAGCCCGACUACCACCAGGAUUGGGGCAGUGCAGUACAGUAGUUCCCCGAGGAUGCACUUCAAUCUUGGAGAUUACAUUGACAAAUGGUCUACUGUCAACGCAAUCAACAACAUCGGGAAAUUGGGAGGAGGUACACAGACUGGAGCAGCCAUGGAAUUCACCCGAACUAACGCUGCAUGGAGGGCUUCACCAGUUCCGAAAGUAAUGAUCGUGGUGACCGAUGGUCAGUCCGGAGACAAUGUCCAGACCCCGGCUCAGGCCCUCACAGCGGACGGUGUGUCCGUCUAUGCCAUCGGAGUCGGGAGCUACGACAGGACCGAGCUGGAACAGAUCGCCAACGAUCCCGGAAAUCCAGGCAAAGUGAUCGGGCUGAACGACUUUAAUGCUCUGACACAGCAGAUCGGCCAGAUCGCGGCUGUAGUUUGCCACGAUGAGUGCUCGUCUCAGCCCUGCCAAAAUGGAGGCCGGUGUAUCGAUGGAGAUAACCGGUACGAUUGUGAGUGUGCGCCUGGCUUCAGAGGCGUCAACUGUGAGAUGCUCGACGGCGCUAGUUGCGAGGCUUGGGGUGACCCUCACUACAUAACGUUUGACGAGGCAGUGCAUCACUUCCAAGGGAAAUGUGACUACGUACUGGCCGAGUACCGCGGCAACACCAAAGACUUCAGGGUAGAGGUUACCAACGAGCCAUGCGGCAGCAGGUCCCACGUGUCCUGCACCAGGGCCGUGUACUUGGACGUUCAGGGAUACAGGGUUUCCAUACUUCAGGGCAAGAAAGUUUUGGUCAAUGGAGUUCGCUUCACACCACCGUUCAACCUGAACGGUACUGUCUGGGGCAGCUACAGUGGCACGUCCGUGGUUCUGAAGACUGACACGUCAGUCAAAGUCUUUUACGACGGCUCCCAUUACGCAAAGGUAUUUGUGCCCGGGACCUACAGGAACCAGGUGCGCGGACUAUGCGGGGAUUUUGACGGUAACCAAACGAACGACUUCAUGACAUCCUACGGCUGGGUCACAGGCGACCUGAACACAUUCGGGGAGAGCUGGGCCACGAGUUGGUCAAGCUGUACGGGUGGUGGUACCGACGACGGCCUGUCGACAACACCGCCACCUGAUGUCUGCGAUCCUGUACUGCAGCAGGCAGUGGCAGGUUCAACCAUGUGUGGCAUGAUAACCGAACGCAACGGCACGUUCAGUGUCUGUGAGAACCUCAUCGACCUAGGCGUGUUCUACGAUACCUGCGUGUUCGACGUGUGCGCCAACAGCGGAGACAUAGCACAACUGUGCCAGAACCUGGAGUCUGCCGCCCAUGCCUGUGUGUCGGCCGGGCUCCAUAGUCUGUCCUGGAGGAGACAGGACCUAUGCCCCCUGUCAUGUGGGCCUAACAGCACGUACUCAGCAUGUACCAGUGCAUGUCCCAACACAUGCUCCAGUCCGAACUCAGAGUUGAACUGUGUAGACAGCUGUGUGGAAGGUUGUGUGUGUAACCCCGGGUUGGUGCUGAGUGGAGACAAGUGCGUACAUCCUUAUGAGUGUGGCUGCCAGCGCGAUGGAAGAUACUUUGAGGUUGAUGACGUCUGGGGAGAACCAGGGAGCCUCCAAUGUACCUGCCAUAGCUGGGGAAGCAUCUCGUGCACCAACAUAACCUGUGAGGACGAAUUCACAUGGACCGUCCGCAACUAUGAUUAUGGAUGCCACUGUCUUCAUCAGCACCAAUGUACAGCUCCAGAAAAGCCAUCUGAGGUGACGUUUGUGUCCGCAAGCGAAACAACUAUUACGGUUUCGUGGCCACCCUCACCAUUCACAACAUUCUACUAUGUCGAUAUCAUAGCACUGGAUAGAUCACAGUCGCUUUCACAUACGACACACGGUGGGCGCAUCGUCUUCACAGGACUAAGGCCAGGAACAAUGUACAACAUCAGCGUCUACUCCCAGCGAGGGUCAAGGAGGAGUCAUGAUGCUGCAACUGGACAGUUUGCAACAGCCGUGGACGCACCGACCGGGCUUCAUGUUGUCCAAGUGACGUUCAACAGCAUCACCAUCUCCUGGGCGCUGCCCCGUUCUACCCUGGUGAGGUUCCGGGUGAGCGACACCCCGGUAAGCGGCAGCAGUCGCGACCUCUACCCGCCGCCUGGUCCCCGGGACACCUCAGCCGUCGUUACAGGACUGCUACCCGGGGUCCAGUACAGGAUCACUCUUGUGGCAAUUGGGCUGUACGGGGAGAGUGCUGAGGCCGCUGUCACAGCAUCGACCGAUCCCGGACGUGGAUAUCUAACGUGCGAAACAUCCUACAUGCGUGUGGUGUUUAUGAGGGACGUUCUUGUGGGCGUGGAUGUGGACACUAUGCGCCUGCGUCACUCCAACUGCCGAGCAGACGUCAACAGUACGCACGUGGUGCUGACGGCGCCGCUGAAUGGAUGUGGGACCACAGCUCAAGACGGGGUCGACACCUCUAAAAUAUCCUUCACAAACGAGGUCGUCUCCGGCGCUCCUGUCACGGACGGUGUCAUCAUCAGGAACCUGGAGCUGCGCUGGCCGUUCCGCUGUGAUUACGUCCGGGAAGACGUCGUCGGAGUGGGGCCGAUCCUGUUUCCGAUUCCAUUGCCAAAUGUGACGAUCCCUAGUGGAAAUGGGUCCUUCACAUUCAGCAUGAACCUGUACCACUCGGAGGCAUUCCUACGGCCGUUUGAACAAACCGAAUUUCCUGUAAAGGUCACGGUGAACCACAUGCUGCACUUCGGCGUGGCAGUGGCUUCUGAAGUCUCCGGUGUCGUGCUGUUUGUUGAAAACUGCAAGGCUACACCAACCUCCAACCAUGAUGACGCCAGGCAGUACUUCAUCAUUCGGGAUGGAUGUGAAGAAGAUGACACCCUUGAGGAAUUCGAAACGUCAGACCCAGUGUCUCGUCGAUAUGGCAUCAGGGCUUUCAGGUUCAUCAAUCAGACAAUGGUGUACCUCCACUGUGACGUGAUGGUGUGCCUGGCGGAUAACCCGGACUCCCGCUGUGCGAGGGGAUGUGAGGCUCCACCGGCACGGCGCAGGCGUGAGGCGUCAGCCGGGAUGCAGCAGCGCGCAGCCGUGGUGCAGGGGCCCAUCGUCCUGGUUCCUGAGGAGACAACUCCUGCUCCACCUGAGUGUCAAUCUGACUGUCACGAACACGCGGUGUGCAGCGCUGAAACCAAGACCUGCGUCUGCGAGGAAGGCUGGGUCGGCAACGGUGUGCACUGUGAAGAGCGAGAGUUGGACUGGUGCAGUAUCAUUACCUGUGAUGUCACUGACAAUCGUCGGUGCAGGAACACUGCGGGAAGCUACGUGUGUGAGUGCAAGCCUGGAUUCAUGGAAUUCGAAGGAAGAUGCGAAGCACGCCAAGUGUAUCAAUUCUCAAUCCGUCUGCAAGCAAGACGGUUUUCUGAAGAUCUGAAGGACAAGCAGAGCGCGGCGUUUUUAGCCUUGGUUACCGAGGUCACCCAGACGAUUGAAGAGUUGUUCCACCAGACGGACAUGUCUGGUGUGUUCCUGGGGAUCGUUAUCCUGGGCUUCCGGAGCGGGAGUGUGCUGGUCGACAUGAGGCUCAACAUCCGGGAGUCGGCGGAGGAAGGUCAGGCUCAGGUGACUGCGGCGUUCCGCGAUGCCGUGUCGGGUCGGAACGGAACUCAUCUGGCCAUAGACACGGAUUCUGUUGAGAUGACGGACUUUGACGAGUGCUCGAGUCCAGAGCACCAUGACUGUCCGACAGAAGCCCUCUGUGUGAACACAGCAGGAUCGUUCACCUGUCAGUGCCGGGACGGGUUCAGGGAUCAGUCCGCUGCACGGGGUGAACGCCCCGGAAGGGUCUGCAUUGCAGCUGGAGACGACUUCCCAGUGAUGUGGGUGGCUGUGGGAGGCGGGACGUUGGCGGCCGGUAUUGUCGUUGUCAUGGCAACGUGUCUGUGUGUCCGCAAACGCCGUAAGCAGGAGCGCAAGAGGAAGGGAAGGGAUGACAUGGAAGCAUACGACAACGUGGCUUACGUCAACGCAGUGAACGUGCAAGGCCACUCUGGGCCUGUAGGUGGCGCCCCGAUCCCACUUACCUCACUGUCUGGAUCUGCUUGAGAGUGGCAAGACAUUUUUUCAUGAAAAGAUUGUGUGUUCUAUAUUGUUUUAUAGGAGGCAAGAUUAUUUGUCAAGUUCUGUUUGAUUUGAUGAUAGAAUUCGAAAGAUAUGUUAGAAAUUAUAUUUAACCCGGAGUUUCACUGUAAAAAAUAUUCUACUUCGCGGGGCUAACAUUAUUUGGUUGAAGACAAUAGUAACACUCUAACCAUUGACAUAACAAAUAUCUGCAGCGACAAUCGUAAGAUCGUCUUCAACUAUACCUUUAAAAAAAUCGAUACAAAUGAACACAAAUGAACAAGUAAACACAAAACGUACCAGCAUAUGGAUAAACCAACAUUUUGGAGUUCAACAAAUCGUUUACGUUUCUGCCUCUAAGCUCUAAACGUUCUUUGAUGUAUUUGCCUGUUUUACACAGUAAAAAGUAUCUCCCCUAGAAUAUAAUUGGAUUUAACAAUAGAUGGGACGUAUUGAUUUUUUAACGAGCAAGUGAACAUUAAGAGUAGCUAUAGGUAUAUAAACUAGUCUGUGCGUGGACGUAUUUGUCAAAAUGUUUUUACAAAUAUAUUGCUCGGUGUGUAAUUAUGCAAUGCUAGGUGGAACCACGUAUUAUCUUACCUAUUACAACUGCUUUACUCCUGAAGCUUGGUUCACUAUAUUGAAGAUUUUAGAGGCUACUACUUAAUUAAUUAAUUAAUAUUUUGUGUGUUAUUAAAUUACGUGGUGGUUUUGAAUAAAUUCGAAUGAACAUACGCCCAGUCUGAUGACAAUGACGUUAGCCUCUCCCACCCACAUGACGCAAGUUUCACGCUCUUCCGUUAUAGUUAAAUUUUGUGCAACAUUAUAAAGGUCUUUUCCAUCGUGGCAAGUAUUAUGUAAUGCAUUGUUUUCCAGAAACCAAUUGAAAGAUCCUUUGUCCUAGAUUUGUCACUAGAGUAUACUUUUAAAACAUCCUUUAUUAUAGAAUCCCUUUAUUUAGCUGCAAGAGUACAAAUAUCUCCAGAACCAUGAAGAUUUCUUAAGAGUGAUCACCUUUA
This is a messenger RNA of Branchiostoma belcheri (Belcher's lancelet), 7879 nucleotides long. RefSeq lists its product as uncharacterized. Lineage: Eukaryota; Metazoa; Chordata; Leptocardii; Amphioxiformes; Branchiostomatidae. Gene Ontology annotation, molecular function: calcium ion binding; protein binding. The record is from RefSeq and is a predicted model, not a curated record. Bases 99 to 6845 code for a protein of 2248 amino acids. Gene Ontology annotation, cellular component: membrane; extracellular matrix. The transcript is spliced from 38 exons.